Molecule: messenger RNA, 1352 nt
Organism: Pygocentrus nattereri (red-bellied piranha)
Lineage: Eukaryota; Metazoa; Chordata; Actinopteri; Characiformes; Serrasalmidae
Product: ras-related protein Rab-13-like
Exons: 8
Coding region: 28-804 (258 amino acids)
Molecular function (GO): GTP binding; GTPase activity
Source: RefSeq, a predicted model, not a curated record
CCAUGGGCUGUUCCAUAGACACCUAAGAUGAAGAGACCUUUAGAGAAGAAAGGAUCAAUAAUUGGGGAUUAUUUCCUGGCCAAGAAGCCUGUCAGCAGGCAGCUCAGUUUUGCCACUCAGUUGAAGAACGGCUCACCUGAUGUGAUCCCUGCGGCAGAGACAACACAACUAUCAGAAAGAAACCAGACAGCUGUCACGCUACUAGACAGCAAUACGGGUGGCCCUCAGCGUGUGUUUAAGGUGGUGUUUUUAGGCAGCUCAGGAGUGGGCAAGAGCUCGUUCAUCCACCACUACUGCAGAGGCCAUUUCCCAAAUAAAAUGAGCGCUACUGUAGGUAUGGAUUUCCAGGUGAGAAGUCUGGAACUUAACUCCACCCAUAUUGCGCUUCAGCUUUGGGACACAGCAGGACAGGAGAGAUUCCACAGCAUCACUCAGCAGUACUACCGCAAGGCUGACGGAAUCCUGGCCAUGUAUGAUGUUACUCAGGCCACCUCGCUCAUGGCACUGCGUGACUGGCUAGACCAAAUUCAGAAAGACAUGGCUGAGGGAGCAUGUCUGAUGUUACUGGGCAAUAAGACAGACAUGGUGGAAGGGGGAAGGAGACAAGUGACCUCCAGACAGGGCCAGAAAUUGGCUGAGGAGUACCAGGCAGAAUUCUUUGAAUGCAGCGCUAAGAGUGGCCAUAAUAUCCAGAGGUCCAUGACACACCUGGCUCGACUGAUGGCGGCACAGCAAGAUAAACAGUGUGAGUCUGCCCUUCAUCUUCAUGACAAUUCCAGCAACAGAGGGCACUGCUGCAAAUAGUUAGAGGAGUAGCGUCAUGUGAGGAUAUAAAACCCAGUCAGCUGGUCGUGGAACUUCUGACAGAGGCCCACAUCACACCAAGAGGAACACGACCUAAUCUCAGAGCACUUAUGGAACAAGAAGAGGUUCUCACUACAUUUGGCUGUUUUGGACAGUGGCUUUUUGUAUGCUUUUUGUAUAUGUUUUUUAGUACAUUCAGCCCAAAGUGAGGCCAGUAUUUAACAGAAAUGUAUAUAAUCAUAGACAAUAUUGAUAUAAUACUUUGUUAGGUGACAUAUUUGUUGUUAUUGCACACAGCCAAGUACACUAUAUAAACUUAUAUUAUAUAUAUAUAUAUAUAUAAACCUCUCUACCAUCUCCAAAAUGGUAACUUUACAGGAGAAGGAAAAAACCUACUUUAAUUAUAUAAUGUAAGUCAAUGGAAACAGACUUUUUCCUAAGACAUUUUAGGCCGUUAUCUUUGGUCCAGUCAUUAUGAAUUUUACACACAAUGUAAAGAGCAGCAGACAUUUUCAAAGUAUGUCAAAAACAGAGAUACAAGAUUUUGU